CGUUCUCCGCGAUCAGUGCGGGACACACUGCUUUCUUUAAAUGUGAAUAUCGAAUUACCGUAACUGUGAACUAGUUUGAACGUGUGAGUGAACUUUCCCGUAGUGCUGUACACUUGUAAACAAUGAAAAUGAGGUUUCUUACAAUGUUAUGUGUUUUCUUUUUUUACGUGAAGCCAAAUACGGGUCGUGAACACAAUAAAAAUUACAACCCUAUUUUAAACACCGAUUUUCUGCUUCACGAAAGCGGCGGAAUCCCCAAUACACCGAAAAGAGAUAAUUUACCGACUAAUACAAACAUCGAAACGAAUGGUAAAAAUAAUUAUAACUAUCAAUUUCCACAGUUAGGUUCGACGCACAAGAGCCAACAUACAAAUACAAACCAGCAAUCUUUACAGUCGAACGGUAAAAGAGAUUAUGUAUCUCCACAAUUUACAACACCGAAGCCCAGUUCCAGUCAAACUCUGAUCCCUCAAUCCACUCGAAAUCCUAAUCAUAAUCCCAGUAGCAGCACACGAGGUAUAACCCCUCUGUCUCCUACUACCAAACUUCAAACAAACCAUCAAACAACAGGAAAAGUAAAAGACCUCAUACACUUUUACGAUGGUAAAUCAAAAGAUCAAAACGCUCCCCAAUCUACACCAAGCUACAGUUCAAUUUUGCAAGGAACUGGAAACAAUAAUUUUCCAACUUCGGGGUCUGUCGGUUCGACGAAAAUUACUCAGCCUUAUACGCAAACAACACCGAAACCACCCACUACGAAGCCGUUUAGUUAUAGCGCGAUGGCGAGCGGUUCAAACAAACCGAGCACUCUAUCAGUUUAUACAACCCCUAAACCUUCUACAAGAGGACCGGUUCUGCCAAGUGUAAUUCUAAAUAAUAAUAGGAACACAAACACUGGUAGCGAUUCACGGUCAACUUCUGAUACUGAACUGCAGACACUGAGUGAAGAACUUCUUCGGAAAGAUACAAACAAUGCUGCCAAAUAUAUCACGAUGAACUUUCAAGAAAAAACGACAUCACAAUCGAAAGAAGACAAAGCCCCGUUGCCGCUGCUAAAUAUAUCAUCAGCGGCAUGGAAUAUUCCAACAAUAGAAAAAAUUGUCCCACUCUUGGACAAUUACGAAAGAAGCACGCUAGUAAAUGAACAUGUGACGCCACAGGAACGAAACGAGGAAAAUGCGUUUAUGGACGCCAUCAUGGCCACAAGUGUUAUGAGGCAUUUAAUGAAUUUUUUGAAAGAAAAAGGUUAUGUCACACCGGAUCCUAGACAACAAAGAGAUUUUGUAAAGCAGCUCUGGUUUAGCUUGUACUCGAGGGGAAAAGGAAAAAUCAGUAGUUCAGGAUUUGAACACAUAUUCGUAUCUGAAUUAAAAAAUGGCGAAGUAUCUGGUCUACAUAAUUGGAUUUAUUUUUCAAAGGAAGAGGAAGCGAACCGACUGAAUUACUUAGGUUACUUGAAAUACAGACAAUUUGGCGAGCGUGGAGCAGUGAUUAAAUUCCACUUCACCCAACAAGGAGUGGACAAGCCGGUUAACUCUAUGUUCAUUGGUACAUCACCUGAGUUGGAAAUGGCAUUGUAUACUUUGUGCUUCGUGACUCGUGCCGACAGCGAGUGUAACCUAAAACUGGCCAACAACGAUGUCAGUAUCAUGACUCACACUUUCCGUUACAGGAGUAAAAAUCUAAUCGGUAGUGGCUAUCCACAGAUCUAACUUGUCACUGCCGCUUGCAAAAUUAUUGCUUAUUUAGGCAACUAGAUAAAACCCAUGUCAUUAUAUUAUAAUGAAGGUAAUAUAUUUGAGUCGUCUAUUAUCAAAGGUGGCAAUCUGUGCAUUUGGACAAAAAAAAUUUAUUGAU
Messenger RNA from Bombyx mandarina (wild silkworm), 1857 nucleotides. Its product is annotated as uridylate-specific endoribonuclease D. The record is from RefSeq and is a predicted model, not a curated record. Lineage: Eukaryota; Metazoa; Arthropoda; Insecta; Lepidoptera; Bombycidae. Gene Ontology annotation, molecular function: RNA endonuclease activity.